This is a messenger RNA of Galeopterus variegatus (Sunda flying lemur), 668 nucleotides long. Its product is annotated as coiled-coil domain-containing protein 181-like. Gene Ontology annotation, molecular function: microtubule binding. The record is from RefSeq and is a predicted model, not a curated record. The coding region runs from base 1 to 486 and encodes 161 amino acids. The transcript is spliced from 4 exons. NCBI's taxonomy places the organism in Eukaryota, Metazoa, Chordata, Mammalia, Dermoptera, Cynocephalidae.
AUGUUUCGAUCAGUGACCAAAGGAAACAGCUGUGACGGCGCUGCUGACCGCUUCCUGGAGGAUGAUGGGCUUUCAGUUCUCACAGCAUUCAGCCUAAUAGUGGCUCAAGCAGACACCAUGUAUUUGGAUCUACCAGUCCAGCAAUUUACUACUUUUGGUUGGAGUUCAUUUCGGGAAAACAGAGAUCCACAACAAGCUUUUCGAUCAUGGCUUAAAAAAAAGCAUGAAGAACAGAUGAAAGAAAGAAAGGCAGAAGAACUAAGAAAGCAAGAGGAAUGCUUAUUCUUCCUUAUAGGAACAGAAGGCCGUGAAAGGGCCUUUAAACAAUGGCUGAGAAGGAAACGGAUAGAAAAAAUAGAAGAGCAACAAGCUGUUAAAGAGAGAGCUAGACAGCUCCGACUGGAAGCAAAGCGUUCUAAACAGUUACAGAACCACCUUUGUAUGUCAGAAGCCAAAUCUUUUCGUUUUACCGAUCAUUAUAACUGAAGGUAUCUAUUAAAUACUUCAUUUGGCAGCUGCAAUCAUUAAAAUUUUUGAUAUCAUUUCUUCUGCGUGCUUUGAUCUUACUCUAAAUUAUGGAAAUGGUAUUUAUGUUUUGGUGAUGUUGACAGUAAAUUUAUGUUUUUUUUUUUAACACUAGAAUGAAAUAAAUUUCUUCUCUCAUAGUA